Molecule: messenger RNA, 600 nt
Organism: Brettanomyces bruxellensis
Lineage: Eukaryota; Fungi; Ascomycota; Pichiomycetes; Pichiales; Pichiaceae
Exons: 2
Coding region: 1-600 (199 amino acids)
Molecular function (GO): protein binding
Source: RefSeq, a predicted model, not a curated record
AUGGGCAGCAAGGACAGAAAACCGAUUGUUCCAGAUGGUUGGGUUGCCGUCUGGGAUGAUAAGUAUAAUGAAUGGUUUUACGUUAACAAACUUACAAAUAAAUCCCAAUGGGAUGCUCCAAAAGGGACUGUUAUGACUCCAGCUGGAUCUCAAGACAAGGCGGCCCUUGAAAAGGAGCAGUUGAAACAAAAGCAAGCCCAGAAUGAUGCACCGCCAUCCUAUGCUGCAGCCACUAGUAACCAAGUGCCUUAUAACAAUCAGCAACAGAAGCCCUACCAGCAGUAUCAGCAAUAUGGACAGCAGCAGCAAUAUUAUCAGCCGCAGCAACAGUAUGCACAGCAGCAGCAGUAUGCACAACAGCAGCAACAAUCUAGCAGCAGUAAAAGAAGUGGAAUGGGAGGAUUGUUAGGAGGUGCUGCUUUAGGUACCGUUGGUGGUUUGUUAUUAGGAAAUGCUUUGUCUGGACCUUCACAUAUGUUUCAAUCAGGUCCACCUCCACCGGAUCAGGGUGGAUUUUAUGAUCAAGGUGGUUUUGAUAAUGGAGGUUUUGAUGGUGGUUUUGAUGGUGGAUUCGAUGGCGGCUUCGAUGGUGGCUUUUGA